Molecule: messenger RNA, 885 nt
Organism: Effrenium voratum
Lineage: Eukaryota; Dinophyceae; Suessiales; Symbiodiniaceae
Source: the annotation of a GenBank genome assembly
AUGCAAGCUCUACCCAACCUGCUCUGGCUCAGAAGCUUCGAAGCCUCCAGCCGAUUGGGCAGCUUCACCGCUGCCGGCAACGAGCUCGGACUGACCCAGGCAGCCGUCAGCAAUCACAUCAGCGCACUGGAACAACAACUUGGCCAUCAGCUCUUUGAACGAACCACGCGCAAGGUGGAUCUGACAGCAAGCGGGCGUGCCUAUCUGCCCGCCGUCAGAAAGGCGCUCCAGGACCUGGCCGUCUCGACGGAGGGACUGUUCGGCAACCGCAGCUCAGGAUCGGUCACAAUCCGCGCACCGAUCUCCGAAGGGACGUUGAUCAUUGGCCCCGCCCUCGCCGAUUUUCAGCAGGAGCAUCCGGGGGUCACUGUCAGACUGCUCUCCGCUAUCUGGGCCGACACGGUUUUGGAAACAGGGAUCGAUAUCGAAAUCCGGCUUGGGUCGGGCAACUGGCCUGGCGUUCGCAGCGAAUCUCUCGGAUCGGAGUUCAUUGUGCCGGUGUGCCAUCCCGCUCUCGCGAAGAAACUCAAGAAGCCGAAAGACCUGACUGACGUUGCCCGUAUUCACACGCUCGGUUUUGACGACCAUUGGGCAAGGUAUUUUGAAGCGCUCGGUCUCGAUACACCACGCCUGUCCACCAGCAUCACUGUUGACACUUCCCUCGCGGCAGUGGAAUGGGCAUCCUCGCAAGGCGGCGUUGCCUUGCUGCUUGAGCGUGUUGCCUCGAGGCUGGUCUCAAAUGGACGCCUGACCAUCCCGUUUGAGACGAAAAUUCCAUCCACCCAGACACACUUUCUUCUGCACCGGGAAGCUUCGGGGCCUCAGAAACCGGCGGCACAGACGGUUGAGGUGUGGCUGAGACAGCUGUUUGCGACCCCCGAAUAG